Messenger RNA from Zeugodacus cucurbitae (melon fly), 1654 nucleotides. RefSeq lists its product as uncharacterized. Lineage: Eukaryota; Metazoa; Arthropoda; Insecta; Diptera; Tephritidae. The record is from RefSeq and is a predicted model, not a curated record. Bases 171 to 629 code for a protein of 152 amino acids. The transcript has 4 exons.
AUUUUUAUCGAUAAUUUUUGCGAAGAAGAGGAGAAAUGUCAAAUGAACAUGUAAACCAAAAUGGCCGACAGCGUGGAAAAGAGAAAGAAGAGAUCCAAGUGGAACAAAGAAGAAGUUGAACUUCUCCUGAGCUUGUGGACGGAAAAAUUGCCACAGUUACGAGGUGUUAAAUGAAAUUCGCAUGUCUAUUAAGACAUGUCUAUGGAAAUGGCCGCCAAAGAGAUGAGAAGAAAAUUGUUGGUCCCUCUGGUGGCAGCCCUUCGACUUGGGAAUAUUAUACGAAAAUUAAUAGCAUUCUCGGCAGCUAUAAAAGUUUCAAUUUAGAAACAUUGGUGGAAGAGAGCACAGUUUACGAAGUUGUGGAGUGUGCGCUCUCCCCAAAUAACUCUUCUAUAGAUUCGCAAGAAGAAUUUCCGCCUUCAGUCGAGGAACCUAUAAAGAAAAAGAAAAAGACAAAUGCAUCAGUUAACAUUCAAUAUGAGUUUUUGGAUGUAUUCCAGACUUCGAAUACCAAAAUACAGGCUGAAAUUGAAGCAAUUAAGGAGGAUGGCAGGGAGGCCAUACAAAUUGAAAGAGAGAGAAAUUCCAUCCUGGAGAAAUUUCUGGAAGUUUUUAAACAACGCAUCUAAAGCUCCAGUUACCGAUGCUUGACUUGACCUAGAGAGACUUGAGAACUGUCACGCAUGACUUGACUUGAAAGUCUGUUGAAUUAGAACUCUAAGUUACGUUGACACUUGUACUGCUCUCCCUCUCUCACUGCUUCUCCUUUCAUUCUCAUUAUGACACUAUUCCAGUGUUGCCCGAAUGUUUUCGUUUAAAAUUAAAUAUGUUAAAAUUCUAAUCUUUAAUAUUUAUAAAUCUUCAAAUAAAGAAAAAAUUAGAUAAUUCAGAGGAAAAUACCUUUUUCACAACAAUUAUUUUUUAAUGUGUUUAAUAAAAAAAUCUUUUAUUUUAUUUAUAACGCAAAUACUUGUUUAACUUUAAGUGCAAUAAACAAAUCAAAUAGGUUCGAUAUGAGGAUAAUUUUGGCAACAGAAACAUAACUAUUGCGAAUCUCUCCAAGAAUUUGUGGUGAUCUGCUCAGAAAAAAAUAGUUUGCGAAUUUAUGUAAUGAAAAAUUGAUUGUAAAUGUUCAAUUACAAUUUGAAUAAAUUAUUUAUUCACCUAUCAUUUAUACGCUCGGCUGGCUCCAAUUUAUUACAUCUUCUAACAAUUCUAAAUAUCGAAAAACUGAACUACGCGUGCACGUUUCUUUUGUGCUAUUCUGCUCAAAGCUAUAUUCAUAUAUGUUUUUAUUAGAGUUUUCUUUCAAACAGAAAAUCUUAACGUGUUCACAGAUUUCCUAAUAGUGAAGUUUUUUUGUAUACUAGUUUUAAAAUCUUCAAUCUUGGUGAUAUUUUAAUUUAAAAAACUUAGUUUUAAAGCUAAAUCUGACCAUCUGGCAACUCUACCCAGAAACUAUAAUAAUAACAGCUGAAGUUGAAGUUGUGUGAAGUAUAACUGCAUCUAAGUUUUCCAAGCCAAAUUUUUCGAAGCUGAGUCAAGUCAAGCAUCGGUAACUGGAGCUCUACUUCGUAGCUAUGUCAAUUUUUUUCUUUCUAGUCCAGGAGAAGUUCAACAUCUUUCUGUUUAAUGUAAUGUUUUAAAUGCUUAA